AUGGCACAAUCCGAGACGCAAUUGGAGGACGCUCGGCCGGAGCACGAUGCUGGGAGCAACUCUGGUUCCGUCCUAUCGCCCCCGCCCCCGCCCAAUCCGGCCGCUGAUCCGAAGCUGCAAGACCUAACGAGCGUCGAAUCCGACAAAAGUUCGCCGCGUCUCGCAGCUGAAGUCUACGACAUAUUUGAUCUCCCAGCAUUAACAGCGCUCAAAGCCCUUAGUGCCGGCAUUGAGGUUCUGGUCAACACGACGGGGGACAUUCCGCCAACCCCGCCCCUUAAAAGUCCUGCAAUACCACACAUGAGGGGCAUGGAGGCAGAGAAGAGGAGCAUUGUGCGGUCCAACUCAGAAAAGAGCCUCGCCCGGCUGGCCCAGGGAAGCGGCUCAAGCACACCACGACCGGCACGCUCCCCGCUUCAGAAUCCACAGACCGUCCCUCAGCCGGCGCAGGACCCGCCGGCCCAUGCGUCUCAGGAUCAGUCGGAGCCCAUCGACGGCGUACAGUUGCGAACCAAGCCGCAGCCGCAGGCACCGCCUGCUACCGAGCCCGAGUCACAACCCCCACUAGCGCCGUACAUCAUUGUCGGCGAGGACUCCCAGGCGCUCAAUCUCCAGCACAGCGCCAUCGUCCGCAAGUUCUACUGCCGACGGCCGCCGCCCAUCUCCAUCACAGACUACCUGCUCCGUAUCCACCAGUACUGCCCCAUGUCGACGGGCGUGUACCUGGCCACGUCGCUGUACAUACAUCGCCUGGCGGUUCUUGAGCAGGCCAUCGUCGUGACGAGGCGAAACGCCCACCGGUUACUCCUCGGCGGCCUCCGGGUUGCCAUGAAGGCGCUGGAGGACCACUACUACAAGCAAAGUAGGAUUUCUUUGGUCGGUGGAGUCAGCGAGAAGGAGUUGAGUCGGUUGGAGGUCAGCUUUUGUUUCCUGACAGGUUUCGAGCUCGCCGUGACGGCAGGCGUGUUGAGCCGUCACUGGGAAAUGGUCCGCAAGGGGACGGCGUGCUGGGAUGUACUGGACGACGCGACACAGGAGAUGAUCAGCUUCCAUUUAGGGAAGCCGCCUGGCAUGAGCACUAACGAGCAGUCUGCGAGGGGCGAUUUCAGGUAA
This is a messenger RNA of Canariomyces notabilis, 1113 nucleotides long. RefSeq names its product cyclin-domain-containing protein. The transcript has a single exon. Gene Ontology annotation, molecular function: cyclin-dependent protein serine/threonine kinase regulator activity; protein kinase binding. Bases 1 to 1113 code for a protein of 370 amino acids. Gene Ontology annotation, biological process: regulation of cyclin-dependent protein serine/threonine kinase activity. Gene Ontology annotation, cellular component: cyclin-dependent protein kinase holoenzyme complex; nucleus. Lineage: Eukaryota; Fungi; Ascomycota; Sordariomycetes; Sordariales; Chaetomiaceae. The record is from RefSeq and is a predicted model, not a curated record.